AUGAUUGAACCAUAAAGAAAUGUAGAAAAUGCACUUUUUGAUGAUUUUAGAAUGUCAAGAAUGGUAUCUAUGCUUCAGCCAUUAGGAAAGAGGCGUAGGCUCAAAAAAGUGAAAUAUUUGUGUCUUAAUUCAGACUUUAUGACUACAUAAAUUAUUGAAGACAUUAAUAAUAUUGAAUUUAUUACGAUUGACACAAAUUCUGUAGAAUACAGAUAAAUGAUUCAAACCCGCAGUAAAAAAUCAAACAGAGUGAAGCAAAAUGUUUAAAAAAUAUCAAAAGUGUUUGGUUAUUGUGAAAUUUCUAGCAGAAUUUCUUAGAAUGAAAAUGUUUCUAUCUCUACUUCUUAAUAUUAUUUAGAUGUCUAAAAUGAAAGCAAGCCAUUAGAAGUUAUAAAUAAUUUUUUUAUGUAAAACUCAGAAAAUGAGGCUGAUGGGUUUGUAAUUUACUUUAGCGGCGUAAUAACUAAAGGAGUACCUUGCAUGGGUUUUUAAAUAAAAGAAAAAGUUUAUGUUAUAACUAUCCAUCACAUAAUCAAAGCAUGGAAAAGAUUUUUAAAAGGGUUCAAACACAAAAAAUAGUUACUUUUAAUUAUUGAAUCACCUUAAGCAGCAUAGUUUUUAGAUUCAAUUUAAAAAUGCAAAUCUCAUAUGCAUCACUAUAAUAUCAGCUUUUUAAUAAGCGACAAAGAAAAGAGACUAAAUAGUGAGUUUGAUCAUUCUUUUUAAGGUUAGAACACAAUUCCUUCAAACUCUAAUUAUAGAUAAGAUGAAGUUUGGAAAAUCAAUGAUUAUGCUUAGUGCUCAGGGUUUACAGCUGCUCUCUGUGAAUAUCUACUCAACUCUCCUCCUGAGAGAAUAAAACAACUUUAUUAAUUGAAAGAAAAAUUCUACUCUAAUAGAUAUAAUGUUCAGCCUGGAUUUUUCGGUUAUUCUAUGAAGAGCUACUUAGACUUUGGGUGGUUUUUGGAUAUUAAUUAUGAUAAAAUAUACUAACAGAGUUGUAUUAACUAUUUUGGCAUAAAUUAAAGAGACUACUCCUAGAGUAUGGAACAAAUUUCAAAAUAGCAAGACAAUAUUGUUUACUAAGGAUUUGAUUACACUGGCUUCAUAAAAGACGAAACUACAAAAAAUCUCUUAUCAGACCCGUAGCUAAUAGAAAAAGAGAAAAAACAAGGUAGCUUAUCUAGUUUACUAAGUCUCAACAGUAUAGACUAAGAUUAAUUGUAAUUUAAUCUGCAACACUAAAAUUCAGAUUAUUUUUAAAGUAAUACAUUUCCUGCAACAAAUGAUUAAAACAAAAUAUCUAGAUUUUUAAAUGGAUUUUAGAUUUACUCUAAUGUAGUAAAAUAUAUUGGGCAGUGGCUAAAUAACAAGUAACAUGGAGUUGGAAUUGCAUUGUAUGAGAAUGGAACCAGAUACGAAGGAGAGUUUGUUGAUGGUAAGCAGUAAGGUUCUGGUUAUUUGUAUAACUACUAAAGAUAAAAUAUAUACGCUGGCUAAUUUUACAAAGAUAUGUUUUUUGGAAAGGGUCUAGUUAUUUGGUUGACUCGAGACACAAGAGUAGGAUUUCUUGGGAAUUUUAAUGAUAAAUAAGGAACUGGCGUUCUCAUUGAAUUAAGUGAAUUUGGUGAAACUUUAAGAGAAAAAAAAGGCAUUAUUUCAGAUAGGGAGGAAUUUAAAAAUAAUUUUUAAGAUCAUGAAGAAAUCUUGGAAAUUCCUGAAGAGAAUGAAUCUAUGUUCAGCUCUGUCAAAGACCCGAGCUGGUAUGAAGUUUUUUAUAAAGAGAAUCGUAUUGAUUAUAAAUGCUCUUUCAAAAAAUAAUUUGAAGAGCAUCAAAAGAAAAAAGAAAAAAGAAAAUAAAAAGCAGAAGAAGUUAUUAAACUGCUUUUUUUUAAAAAUAAUCAAUAAAAUAAUGAAAUACCUAAUUCUCCUAUUUCUCCUUAGACUUAACAAAAUGUUAAUCAACCAAUUGUAAUCUCAGACGUGGCUGAACUUCCUUAGUAUGAAGAACUGAAGAAAGAUUUAAACGAAUUGAAUCCAGAUUUAGAUAACGAAAAUAUUAAGGCUGAUGAUGUUGAGUUUUUAGUAAAGCAUGCAGUUUGCAAAGUAGAAAUGAAAAAAGAGGAGAUUGAAGAGAAAAAUCAGAAGACAGAAGAAAUUGAACAAAAUUUAAAUUCACUCUUUUAAGAUUUUGAUAAUAUUAAAUUAACAGCUGAGCAAACACCAUUAUCAAGAACAAUUACUACUUAAGUUACAUCAUUCAGUUAAGCUGAUUAAGAAUAAAAUCAAGCUGUUAAUUUAAACUAAAAUAAUAAUUAAUAACAGUAGUAACCACAGUUAACAAAUCAGCACUCUGAAUAAAAUAAAAAACUUUCUUCUUUGAUACCUUUGAUUGCUAUGAAAUAAGUUUAUUAGCAACAAGGAGUAAAAGUAUUUGUGUCUGAUUAAAAGAUAGAACAAGAUGUUACUCAAUAAUAUAAAUAAAGUUAGCUUCAAAUAGGUCAAACUUCGAAUACCUCAUAUAUGAAACUAAAAAUAUAGGAUAAUGAAAAAAUUAACUUUGACAAUUCAAUUUUAAGCGAUCAGAAGGAAGAGUUUAUUAAAUAAUUAAAAGAAAAUCUUGCCAAAGCUCAUGGAUGCGAAGCAAAAUAAAUAGUUAUUGUUGCUUUAAAUAAAGGUUCUAUAGAGGCUGAAUAUAAAUUUAAAGAUGAAAAUGCUUGUACUAAAAAUAAAAUGUAAGCUAUGGAGUAUUUAAGAAAUGAAUGCAAUUAUAAAGGUGCUAACUUAGAAAUGCAAAACCUGCUAGAUAUGGCUACUCUAACACCAGAGGAUAUUUAUCAACCUUUUAAUAGUGAGUGGAAUGUUAAAAAAUUAGCUUACAGAGGUUUCAUUAAGUUCCAUCAUAACAAUUAAUAUUAAAAAUUUCGUUAUAACCUUCCAGUAGGAUGGAAAGGUUUUGGUUUAAAUAUUUUUAAAUAUAAUGAUAGAGAUUGGUUAGGAAAUUUUGGAAACAGAAAAGAUUAUGAUGAGAAAAAGUAAUGGAUUCCGCUUUAUCACGGUACUAAUAUCCAUGCUAUAAAAGGUAUAAAAAAGGAUGGAUUUAAGUCAGGCUCUCAUCACAAAUAUGCUGGUGCUACAUGUAGAAUUACUGGAAAAAUCAUAGAUAAGAGUAGUAAUUGUGUUUAUUUAACUGAUAAUGCAGACAUAGCAGGAUCAUAUUCAACACCGUUUGAGAUUGGUGGAUAAGCCUUUAAGAUGGUAUUUUAAUGCAGAGUCAAUCCAGAAAAAGUUAAAAGUCCAAAAGAUAAACCUGAUUAUUACAUUGUAGAAGAAGAUGAUAAGCCCCAAUUAAAUAUUAGACCUUAUCGUAUUCUUUUGAAGAAAUUAACUGAAGAAGAAUAUAAUGAAUUUAAGAAACUAUAAUAAGAAGUACAAAAUAAUUAAACUGAUGGUGAUAAAGAUCAAUAGUUAAAAGAUUAAAUUAUGUAUUAAGCAGAAGAAAUUGGGAAUAGAGAUUAAAUAGAACAUUAAUAAUGCAGUAGUGAAAGUGAUGAUUCAGAGAAUAAAUCAAACUAGGAUAAAUCUGAGUGA
Messenger RNA from Tetrahymena thermophila SB210, 3591 nucleotides. Its product is annotated as MORN domain protein. The transcript has 2 exons. The record is from RefSeq and is a predicted model, not a curated record. Lineage: Eukaryota; Ciliophora; Oligohymenophorea; Hymenostomatida; Tetrahymenidae.